Solanum dulcamara is the source of this 900-nucleotide messenger RNA. RefSeq names its product UDP-glycosyltransferase 76E1-like. The record is from RefSeq and is a predicted model, not a curated record. Bases 1 to 900 code for a protein of 299 amino acids. NCBI's taxonomy places the organism in Eukaryota, Viridiplantae, Streptophyta, Magnoliopsida, Solanales, Solanaceae. Gene Ontology annotation, molecular function: UDP-glycosyltransferase activity. The transcript has 2 exons.
AUGGAAAAAACAGAAAUUUAUGGCAAGAUCUCUUGCAUUGUUUAUGAUCACCUCACGUACUUCACAACUGAAGUGGCUGAUCAUCUUAAACUUCCCACAACUCUUCUUCGGCCUAGCAAGUCUCAACUGCUGGAUCCAGUGCCUAAAGUACCUCUCCUCAGGUUCAAGGAUCUUCCAUUCAUUCUCACUUAUGAAAUUCCAGAGCCUUUAUUACAAUUACUUGAAAAAGUUACUAACUUAGGAUCUUCUGUGGUUAUCAUUUGGAACACUAUCGAACACCUCGAAAAUCGAGCACUCUCAUGGCUUCAACAACAUUAUGAUCAAGUUCCUAUUUUCACAAUAGGGCAUUUGCACAAAAUUGCAUCCUCCUUGCUAACGAGUUUAGCAGAGGAGGAUGCUAGUUGCAUUUUUUGGCUUGACACUCAAGCCACGAAUUAUGUUCUUUAUGUAAGCCUAGGAAGUAUAGUAGUUAUGGAUAAAAAUGAGUUUAUUGAGACAGCUUGGGGAUUGUUUAAUAGAAUUCUAUAUUUUCUAUGGGUAAUUAGGUCAAAUAAUUCUAUGGGUGUUUGGAAUUCGAUUGAACUACUCAAUGGAUACUUGGAAGCAAUUGGAGAUCGUGGCCGUAUUGUGAAAUGGGCACCACAAAAAGAUGUUUUGUCACAUCGUGCAAUCGGAGGAUUUUGGAGUCAUUGUGGUUGGAAUUCAACAUUGGAAUGUAUUCUUCAAGGGGUUCCUAUGAUUUGUAGGCUGUGUUUUGGUGAUCAAAAGGUGAAUGCAAGAUACUUGACGCAUGUAUGGAUGGUAGGCCUUGAAUUAGGACCUGAUGAUUUGAGUAGAUAUGUUAUAGAGAGUACGAUAAGAAAACUUAUGGUGGACGAAGAAGGAAAACAAUUGAAAUAG